This is a messenger RNA of Paramormyrops kingsleyae, 3125 nucleotides long. It is a transcript of the gene gclc, whose product is annotated as glutamate-cysteine ligase, catalytic subunit. The record is from RefSeq and is a predicted model, not a curated record. Gene Ontology annotation, molecular function: glutamate-cysteine ligase activity. Gene Ontology annotation, cellular component: glutamate-cysteine ligase complex. Gene Ontology annotation, biological process: glutathione biosynthetic process. Lineage: Eukaryota; Metazoa; Chordata; Actinopteri; Osteoglossiformes; Mormyridae.
GCCGGGCGAUCCAGUGCAACGGUUAUUGGAGGAGGCGUGUUUCUGCGAGCUGUGCGGGUUACCCGGACCACUGGAUCGUUUCAGGAGCGUUCCUUAUCGUCUCCUGUUCCACUGCUCCGCCAUAGCCCGGGGUUGUGUCGACGGGUAGGGGGAAGCACUGGGCUCUGUGUUUUAACACUGAUGCCGAUAGGCCUCGGGUGUUUUGAUAAAGCCGGUGGGAUCGCAGCUGCAUCCAUCCGGCCGGAGAGCGCUGGACUACUGCCUGCUUUUUAUUAAACGCAAGUGUCGGAUCGCAGUAGACGGUCGUACGCAAAGCGCGUAGCGGCGCCGUCUGAAGCCCCUGGAAGACGGUGAAGGGAGAAGCGCAGUCGCCGGCCGCAGUGCAUCGGCGCCAUGGGUUUGCUGUCACAGGGCUCCCCGCUGGGCUGGGAGGAGACCCGGCGCUACGCCGACUACAUUCGGCAGCACGGCAUCAUACAGUUUUUAAACAUCUACAACAAGGUGAAGGAUCGGCAGAAGGACGUCCUCAAAUGGGGAGACGAGGUGGAAUACAUGCUCGUGGCAAUGGAUGAAGAACAGGAAAAAGUCCGACUCGUGCUGAAUGGGGGAGAGGUUCUGGAAACACUCCAGAACAAUGGUGAGAAGAGCAACCCAAACCAUCCCACACUCUGGAGGCCAGAAUAUGGAAGCUACAUGAUUGAAGGAACUCCAGGGCAGCCGUAUGGUGGGACCAUGUCUGAGUUUAACACCGUGGAGAAGAACAUGGGCAGGAGGCGGCAGGAGGCAUCCUCAGUGCUGGGGAAGAGCGAGACGCUGUGCACCAUCACCUCCUUCCCCAGACUGGGCUGUCCUGGCUUCACCUCGCCAGAAUAUAAACCCACGCCGGUGGAAGAGGGAGUCUCCAAAUCUCUGUUUUUCCCUGAUGAAGCAAUUAACAGACACCCGAGAUUCAGCACCCUGACCAGAAACAUCCGCCACAGACGGGGUGAAAAAGUGACCAUCAACGUCCCGAUUUUUAAGGACAAAAACACGGCGUCUCCAUUCGUGGAGACCUUUCCUGAGGACGACGGUGAGGCCGCGUCGGCAGCCCUGCCUGACCACAUCUACAUGGACGCCAUGGGGUUCGGGAUGGGUAAUUGCUGUCUGCAGGUGACGUUCCAGGCCUGUAGCAUAAGUGAGGCGAGAUACCUGUACGACCAGCUGGCUACCAUGUGCCCCAUAGUGAUGGCCUUGAGUGCAGCCUCUCCGUUCUACAGAGGCUACGUGUCAGACAUCGACUGCCGCUGGGGUGUGAUCUCCGCCUCUGUGGAUGACCGAACGCGUGAGGAAAGGGGCCUGGAGCCACUGAAAAACAGCAAAUUCCGGAUCUUUAAGUCACGAUACGAUUCGAUUGACAGCUACCUCUCCGGCUGUGGCGAAAAAUACAAUGACAUAGAGUUAACGAUAGACGAGGAGAUCUACAGACAGCUUCUGGAGGCAGGUAUCGACAAACUGCUCGCUCAACAUAUUGCGCACCUCUUCAUCCGAGACCCACUCUCUGUGUUCGAGGAGAAGAUUAAUCUGGAUGACGACAAUGAGUCGGAUCACUUUGAGAAUAUUCAGUCGACCAACUGGCAGACUAUGAGGUUCAAACCACCCCCCCCAAACUCCGAUAUUGGAUGGAGAGUGGAAUUCCGCCCCAUGGAGGUCCAGCUGACUGACUUCGAGAAUGCUGCCUACGUUGUUUUCAUUGUGUUACUGACCAGGGUCAUUCUGUCUUACAAGAUGAACUUCCUGAUCCCCUUGUCGAAGGUAGACGAGAACAUGAAGGUCGCCCAGAAACGCAAUGCUGUGCUGGAUGGGAAGUUUUACUUCCGGAAGGAUAUUUUUAAAGGCUGCAAUGCUGUAGUGGAGGGAGCUCCAGCCACCCCAAACGGCCUGGAGAGCGGCGAUGACCAUGAGGAAUACACCCUGAUGACAAUCGAUGAGAUCAUCAAUGGAAAGGAGGGCGUCUUCCAAGGACUCAUUCCCAUCCUCAACUGCUACCUGGAGAACAUGGAGGUGGAUGUAGACACGCGCUGCACCAUACUGAAUUAUCUGAAGCUAAUCAAGAAACGAGCCUCAGGUCAGCUGAUGACUAUGGCAAAAUGGAUGCGGGAUUUCGUCUCUAAGCACCCGGAGUACAAGCAGGACAGCGUGAUCACUGACAAAAUCAACUAUGACCUCCUUCGGAAGUGUGACCACAUUGCCAAUGGACAUGAGCACUGCCCCGACCUUCUAGGGGAGCCAGUCAACCGUGGAAAAUAAAGGCCGUUCUGAGGCGCUAACGAAAUUCCCAAAUGUUUCGGUUUUCAAAUCCCUCUUUCUGCACAAAAUGACCAAACCUUUGGCUGAAGACGGCAGCCAGUGGUCCAUUCUGAUUAACUUGGUGGGGAAAGAAGCCCACCCCAAAUGAAGGGCAAUUAUGCUGGACCUUAGCUGGAAAAAAGCUGUACAUAUUUUUCUCCUGGUAUUUAUGGGUAACAGAUUUCUUUCUGCACACAUGACAGGCUCCUCAUGUGCUUUCACAGGAGUUUACUGUAAAUACUGUACAGUGGACGUCGUCAUGCCCAUUAUAACCCGCAUCUAACUCGAUUUUAAUUUUAUGUAUUCUUUUGAUCGAAUGAUACUCCAGUAUCUUUAGGGAGCAUUUGCUGUGAUGUUGCGCUGAUUAGCAUCGUAAUGCUAUGUUGCUGAAGGCUAAUCAUUCACCAUUUUGAACGGAGUAAAGGUAUUUUUUUAAAAUAUAAUAUGAGGGGCUUACUGUGCAUUUCAGAAGUUUUUCCCUUAAUACAUAUUGCCUAAAUAAUGAUUAGCAGGAAUUCUAACUAGCAAAGUUCAGUUUUUAUAUUCUAAUAUGAAUCUUGUCCUUUAUUCAUGCAGGUUUCCUUUAUUUUUGUAUCUGAUAAACAUGGACUGGAAAGCUGACCUACCAUAACUUGACAUCUGUGAAUUUAAUGAGCAUCCAUCUGUCAAUCCAUGUAUUUUGUGUAACUGGUUUGGAGAGCCGGGUCACUGUAGGGUCAAAGCCUAUCCCAAGUUAAAAAUGUGACUUACCUUUUUUCUUCCACUAGAGGGAGCCGGAGAAUAAAUUUACGUUCAGUUCA